AGUGCCUGACUUUUACGUAAGGGAAUGGCGCAGGCUAAAGAUGCUCACGCUCCCAGUUACUUCUGCUAUCGAUGAAACUAAAUCUAAUCCAUUUAAUCACUUACCAAAGAUGCGUUUCCAAUCAGAGCACACCACUACUGAUUCAGCAUUUCCACGACAUUCUUCGCUACUUUUCUUCUCUGUUUUCUUCAUUGUAAGCCAUUUUGUGUCUUCCUUGCAUUUACUACUACUCAUGAACUCAAAGUCACUCCAUCAAAGCCUCGGGCUAUUGGCUCUUGGCCCCACCUAGGCGGAUAACUACCCCCCGUAAGGCGUGUUGUUGUCCUCUUUUCUUGGUAGUUAACGCCCAUCAUGAUCCACCAUUGUCGCACUUCCUUCCACGUCUUUGCUGUUUGCUUUUGAACGUCUUCAUUUGUGUUAACUUGCACUAAACUAGCUUGACUCCACGUUUUUGACCUAAUUAGACACCAGAAGCAAAGCACAGCUUAGCUGAGGCCUGGCGUGUGUUAACUUGGGCUACAUUCUCACCUCCUUAGUAUUUUGCUUGGCCUAAACACGGCGCAGCUUCCAACUUGUGUUAACUUGAACUAGGUGAGCCGUGUCGCGUUGUUUCGACGAGACUAAACACUAGCUUACAUCUGUGUUAGCUUGAGUGUCUUCCUGUUUGUCCCGUUGUUUUGACUUCACUGCUUCCGCUGUCCAUUUGUGUUAACUUCAAGUAAACAAGCAGCUAAACACAUUGGUAACAGUAACAAAAACACACACUACGAGCCUCCCUGUCAAUACGAAUUCAACCUAUGGAACAUUACACUUUCGACGUUGUUAA
Molecule: messenger RNA, 826 nt
Organism: Amoebophrya sp. A25
Lineage: Eukaryota; Dinophyceae; Syndiniales; Amoebophryaceae
Source: the annotation of a GenBank genome assembly